This is a messenger RNA of Cotesia glomerata, 623 nucleotides long. RefSeq lists its product as uncharacterized. The record is from RefSeq and is a predicted model, not a curated record. Lineage: Eukaryota; Metazoa; Arthropoda; Insecta; Hymenoptera; Braconidae. The coding region runs from base 34 to 459 and encodes 141 amino acids. The transcript has 2 exons.
UGUUUCUCAGAAUUUAAUAAGCUAAUAAGAAUAAUGGGAGCUACGGCUAUUUUUGUUUUUGUAUUGGCAAUGACUGCCCAAUCAAUAUAUUCUCAUGUGGGAUUGUCUCGUGAAGGUGUAAUUGAACGAGACAAAAAUCCUGAGCACACAUCAAACAUCGAAGUUGAUAUUAAUAAAGAAAACUCAGCAAAGGAAUCACCUGUGAGAAGUUAUAAUCUUUACGAUGGUUUAUCAAGCUUUGGUUUUGGACAAAGUAAAAAAGCCCAGCAACAAUCAAAAGUUGAAGUAAAACUCAAUGAAGAAAGCCAUCCCGCCAAACAAUGUAGUGUUAAUUGUUAUUGUGGCCCCAACUCUUGUAGUUGUAGUUGCAGCGGAGACUGCUGUCGCAGCUGCUGUGACACCUGCGGUUGCUGCUGCCAUGGCACAGUAAAUUACACUGACAUGCAAAUUAAACUCUAAAUUUCUAAUGACUUGUAAACCAAUCACAGUUUUCGAUGGCUGGAAGUCUGAUAAACUUUUUUGAUUUUCAGACUAAUUUGACAUAGGCUAACUCAUUUGGAUUUUAAUAUUUUUUUUGGCAACAGCAGAAAAAAUGAAGUAAUAUUUAAAGACACUGAAGUUAA